Messenger RNA from Neoarthrinium moseri, 1098 nucleotides. RefSeq lists its product as uncharacterized. Bases 1 to 1098 code for a protein of 365 amino acids. Gene Ontology annotation, biological process: amino acid catabolic process. Lineage: Eukaryota; Fungi; Ascomycota; Sordariomycetes; Amphisphaeriales; Apiosporaceae. The record is from RefSeq and is a predicted model, not a curated record. The transcript has 4 exons.
AUGGGGAAGAUCGCUUCCAUGGAGUACUUCCGCCUGCCGCCGCGGUGGCUGUUCGUCAAGAUUACCGACGCGGACGGCAACGUGGGCUGGGGGGAAGCGUCUCUGGAGGGACACUCGCAGGCUGUGGAGGGAUGCCUGGAUGCAUGGUUUGAGAGAUAUAAUGGCUUUGAAGCAGAAGGGGGCCCAGUCUUCAUGAGCGCUCUAUCGGGUAUAGAUAUUGCUCUGUGGGAUCUUAAAGCGAGAAAAUUGGGCCUUCCUAUCUAUCAACUACUUGGGGGUAAGCUACGGGACAAGAUCAAGGUAUAUGCCUGGAUUGGAGGUGACCGACCCGGUGAUGUUGAGCUUCAGGCAAAAGCACGGCAAGCACAGGGUUUCCGGGCAGUCAAGAUGAACGGGACUGAGGACCUCGGAUGGAUGGACUCGCCAGCGGCGCUCGAUGACUGCGUGGAGCGGCUCAAGGCGGUCAAGGCGCUCGGCAUGGACGCGGGCAUCGACUUCCACGGGCGGGUGCACAAGCCGAUGGCCAAGCAGCUGGCGCGGCUGCUGGAGCCGCACCGGCCCAUGUUCCUGGAGGAGCCGCUGCUGUCGGAGCACAUCGAGGGCAUCGCGGACCUGGCCAAGCUGGUCAGCGCCCCGAUCGCGCUGGGCGAGCGGCUGUACAGCCGGUGGGACGUCAAGCCCUUCCUCGAGCGCGGCUGCGUCGACAUCCUGCAGCCCGACAUCUGCCACGUCGGCGGCAUCUCCGAGAUGCGGCGCAUCGCCGCCAUGGCCGAGGCCUACGACGUCGCCCUGGCGCCGCACUGCCCGCUCGGCCCCAUCGCUCUGGCUGCCAACGUCCAGGUCGACCUGAGCUCCCCCAACUUCGUGAUACAGGAGAUGAGCCUGGGCAUACACUACAACAGCACGGGACAGGAUCUAACGAGCUACCACAAGAACCCCGAGGUGUGGAAAGUGACGGACGGCUACAUCGACAUUCUGCAGGGCCCGGGUCUUGGGAUCGAGAUUGACGAGGAUGAGGUCAGAAGGCUGUCAAAAGACGCCAAGGCUUGGGUGAGCCCUGGGUUUAUCGGCCCGGGCGGUGAGAUCCGGGAAUGGUAG